Molecule: messenger RNA, 454 nt
Organism: Macrosteles quadrilineatus (aster leafhopper)
Lineage: Eukaryota; Metazoa; Arthropoda; Insecta; Hemiptera; Cicadellidae
Exons: 2
Coding region: 46-348 (100 amino acids)
Source: RefSeq, a predicted model, not a curated record
UCCACCAUCUCUCAGUUCAUCUAUCCUCACUCUACAGAAAUUAAUAUGUCCCUGGAUGCUAAACUUGUAGCCCUUGCCAAACCUGUUGAGACUACUCAGCUGAAGGAACUGGUUGGUCGCCCCGCCUCUCUAAUUACAGGGGCAAGGAAGGUCAACACGCGUUAUGGAAAGACGGCUGUGGUCCUAGAUAUCAAGAUGGACGAUCUGACAACAACAUCUGUGUUUCUACCGUCAAAAUAUGGUGAGCUAGAGGACGCUGAGGUUGACCAGUUAACAGUGGAAGGAUACAAACUACUAAUCACAGCAAACGAUGGAUCAUCCACCCCAAACAUUCAGAUUUUUAAGUAAUUUUUACUAAUUGGAGAGUAGCUUAAGAUUAAAUUUCAAAUUUUUUAUGGUUAUGUUUAUAUGUAAUUGUAUUUAGUAAGAAAGUAGCCAAUAAAAUAUAUUGUUA